AUGCUUGCUAAGGCUAUUGCAAAUCGGCUCCGAAGAAUAAUUAAGAGAUGUAUUGAUGUAGCUCAAAGCGCUUUUGUACCAAGAAGGUUAAUAUCGGAUAAUAUUCUGCUGGCCUAUGAAAUUAUUCAUACACUGAAUUUAAAGAAACUGGGGAAAAAGGGUUUUAUAGUAGUGAAGCUUGACAUGAGCAAGGCAUAUGACAGAGUUGAAUGGAAUUUCAUAAAAGACAUAAUGGUUCGAAUGGGUUUUGCUAGAAGGUGGAUUGAUAUCAUUAUGAAGUGCUUAGCUUCUGUUUCCUACUCAGUCGUGGUCAAUGGGCAUCUUGCAGCUGAAGAAGGAGCAUUGAGAAGAGUGAAAGCUAGCCGAAGUGGAUCGCAGAUUUCUCAUCUACUUUUUGCAGAUGAUUGUAUCUUAUUCAGCGAGGUGACUAGUAGAGGGGCUACCAUACUGAAAUAA
This is a messenger RNA of Gossypium arboreum, 456 nucleotides long. RefSeq lists its product as uncharacterized. The transcript is spliced from 2 exons. The coding region runs from base 1 to 456 and encodes 151 amino acids. NCBI's taxonomy places the organism in Eukaryota, Viridiplantae, Streptophyta, Magnoliopsida, Malvales, Malvaceae. The record is from RefSeq and is a predicted model, not a curated record.